Messenger RNA from Paramormyrops kingsleyae, 1743 nucleotides. The record is from RefSeq and is a predicted model, not a curated record. Lineage: Eukaryota; Metazoa; Chordata; Actinopteri; Osteoglossiformes; Mormyridae.
UGCAGGCGGCCACCUUGACGACCAGAACCGCCUACAUCCACUCGGAAAUUUGUAACAGAAAUUUAAAUUUAAACUGCAGUAAUACUGUAAUUGAAGUAAUGCCUUGAUUAAAGGCGGCGAUUCGGUUUGGUGCCGUAAUCUUUUAAACCAACAACAACUGUUAUAUUUCCAAAGUUUUCUGAAGUUUAAAGAAAAUAUAACUAUGACUUUGUUUCGAUACAAAGUGCUUCUGCUGGGUCGUACCAUGGCAUCCAUUUCGGCUGUUACCCGCUUUGACUUCCUGGUCAUCGGCGGUGGAUCUGGGGGGCUGGCCGGUGCCAGGAGAGCCGCGGAGCUCGGAGCCAAAACCGCUGUGAUCGAGGGUAAAAAACUCGGGGGUACCUGCGUCAAUGUUGGGUGUGUCCCUAAAAAGGUGAUGUGGAACACAGCGGUGCAUGCAGAGUAUCUUCACGAUCAUGAGGACUACGGCUUCGAGGGAAGUCACACCAAGUUCAAUUGGCAGACCAUCAAGAGUAAAAGGGAUGCCUAUGUAAAGAGACUGAAUAACAUUUACCAGAGUAAUCUUGAUAGGGCUAAGAUAGAGAGCAUCCAUGGCCACGCGGUGUUCACCAAUGACGCCGAGCCCACAGUAAUGGUGAAUGGGAAACGUUACACAGCGCCUCACAUUCUUAUUGCCACUGGGGGGCGCCCUUCAAUCGUCAGUGACAGCGAGGUCCCAGGAGCAAACCUUGGUAUCACCAGCGAUGGCUUUUUCGAACUUGAGUCUCUGCCCAAGUCAUCGCUCCCCAUGCUCAUUUCUGAUGAUGUAUUACCUCCCCACAUUAUAGUAGGCAUGUGUGCUCCUUACACAUCGCUCCCCAUGCUCAUUUCUGAUGAUGUAUUACCUCCCCACAUUAUAGUAGGCAUGUGUGCUCCUUACACAUCGCUCCCCACGCUCAUUUCUGAUGAUGUAUUACCUCCCCACAUUAUAGUAGGCAUGUGUGCUCCUUACACAUCGCUCCCCAUGCUCAUUUCUGAUGAUGUAUUACCUCUCCCACAUUGUUGUUUAUUACUGAUAGAUUCACCCCCGCUCCUCCUACCCCAGGGCGUGAAACAGGACCAGAGGAAGCACAUUGUGGCGGAUGAGUUCCAGAACACCAGCCGACCGGGCAUCUAUGCGCUGGGGGACGUCUGUGGCAAGGCCCUGCUGACUCCUGUUGCCAUUGCUGCAGGUAGGAAAUUGGCUCACCGGCUCUUUGAGGGCAAACAGGAUUCGAAGCUGGAGUACCGUAACAUACCCACGGUUGUGUUUAGUCACCCGCCCAUCGGCACCGUCGGCCUCACCGAAGCGGAGGCCAUUAAGGCUCACGGGAAGGAGAACGUAAAGAUAUACACAACUGCGUUCACUCCCAUGUACUACGCCAUGACAGCACGGAAGUCUCAGUGUGUCAUGAAGCUGGUGUGUGUGGGCAGGGAGGAGAAGGUGGUGGGGCUUCACAUGCAGGGCCCAGGCUGUGACGAGAUGCUGCAGGGUUUCGCGGUGGCGGUGCAGAUGGGUGCCACCAAGGCCGACUUUGACAGGACCGUGGCCAUCCACCCCACCUCUGCGGAGGAGCUGGUCACCAUGCGCUAGCCCUCCACCCACCUCUCACCAUCCCUGGGGAGCCAGUGUACCUUUUGACCAAAGUGGAUGAAUGACUGGCUUUCCCACAUACCAGCUGCAUCAUGUUUUCAUUACUGAUUAAACUUGAAGUUACAGUUUUA